Messenger RNA from Aplysia californica (California sea hare), 513 nucleotides. RefSeq lists its product as uncharacterized. The record is from RefSeq and is a predicted model, not a curated record. The transcript is spliced from 2 exons. Bases 1 to 513 code for a protein of 170 amino acids. Lineage: Eukaryota; Metazoa; Mollusca; Gastropoda; Aplysiida; Aplysiidae.
AUGACAACUCUGGCUAUAUUUGACGACAAAGAAACCAGGACACAACGACAAGCUAGGGACAAGUUUGCUCCCAUCCCCGACGUUUGGGAUCUCUUCCACACCAACGUAGCCAAGCACUAUCAUCCGGGGCAGAACAUAACAUUUGAUGAACAGCUGGUUCCAUGCCGUGGGAGAUGUAGUUUCAUCCAGUACACCCCAAGCAAUCCAGGUAAAUAUGGAAUUAAAAUCUUCUCGGCGUGUGACUCUGAAAGCAAAUACCCACUCAGAGGCUCCCCUUAUUUGGGCAAGGAGCACACAGGACCAAGACCCGCCCCAGAGAACAAGGCCGUGGGAUCCAACAACGUUCAAAAGCUGACUCAAUACUUCAAGGGCUGUGGUAGAAAUAUCACUUGUGACAAAUUUUUUUUUACCAGUCUUGACUUGGCUGAGGUACUGGUAAAAGACAACCUAACUAUGGUUGGCACAGUCAGGUGGAACAAAACAUUUCUGCCUGUGAACUUCCAGGAAAAAUAA